AAGAGCUUUUGAACUGCCCGCAGACCCUGUCGUUCCCCAGCAGUCCCAGCAGCAAGAGUGUUUGAACUGCCCGCAGACCCUGAAGUCCAUUCCCUGAUCACAGCCCGCAAGAUGUCGCGAGGUCUCGUGCUUCUCAUCGUCGCCGCGGCAGCAGCGUCGACGCAGGCUGCCUGGUCGGCAUGCACUACGGCGUUGUAUGAGGCCAGAGAGGCUUUAAAAACAGCGGGGUCUGCUUGCUUAUCACAGUACAGUGCGGAUAUUGAGAAAUAUGUUGCAAACCCGAACUGUACUUCCUCCGAUCUAUGGUACGGCGAGGAUACAUGUAAUGCAAUUGUUGCUAACGCCAUGAAGUGCAUCGUGAAAGCUGUCAAACUUCUGAAGGCAGACAACACGUUCGACGACGCGGCCUUCAAAGCAACCACAUUGAAGAAUAAAUGCAGCGCUGACGCCAAGUUCAUUGCCGCGUACCCGAAGUGCAGGAACCACACCAUGAAAUAUUGGAGGUUGGACCAACUAUGCAACUGCCUCACAUAAUGCCGUAGUAUCCACCGGGUGAUGUCACGGAAGAACAUGGACGGGUGAUGUCACGGAAGAACAUGGACGGGUGAUGUCUCGGAAGAACAUGGACGGGUAAUGUCACGGAAGAACAUUGAAAUGAGCCAGAAGACGACGAACUGAGCAUCAGAAUAUUUUCUUCUUCAGUAACCCAUUGAUUUCCGCCUAGAUGGAUUGCUGACGAGAAAAUUGUAAUUGUUGCAGUUUUGAAUUCGAUAUUUCUUUGAUUGUGUGUGUGGCUGCGUGUUUUAAUCUUUAGUUUACGGAUUUUUUACAAUUGAGCUUCACUCGCUCUUCCCCAUAAAUAAAAGAUUCAGGAAAAGGAUAGUAGGAUGCAUGCAUUUACUAUACCCACUUCACUGUACAUUUAUCAGUUUGCAUACAUUAUUCACGAGUUAUAUAGUUAUAUUAUUCACGAGUUUCUGGGAUAUAAUCUACAUCUAUAAUGUAACAAUACAAUACAUGAUUUGAAUGCA
Messenger RNA from Hyalella azteca, 1031 nucleotides. RefSeq lists its product as uncharacterized. The record is from RefSeq and is a predicted model, not a curated record. NCBI's taxonomy places the organism in Eukaryota, Metazoa, Arthropoda, Malacostraca, Amphipoda, Hyalellidae. The transcript is spliced from 5 exons. Bases 112 to 534 code for a protein of 140 amino acids.